CUCGAGAGUGGCUUUCAAUCUCAGAGUUGUUUUGACCGCGUUGCCAUUUGGACGUCGCCGCCGCAUUUAACGAAUUUGUUCCGCCAAGAUUCGCACCUUAUAUUGCGCGUCCUGUCCGCAUAGGAAAAUCGAAAAUCACCCCCCAGCAACUCCACCUCCUCCGCCUCUUCCGCUGCCUUUUUUGGCCAAUUGCAAAAGUUUGCCAACAGUGAAACGUGAAAUCUUUGAAUCUACUUUUGCAAAAAAUAAACGAAAACGAAAAAAAUUGAAUAUCUCCGUGCCGUUCGAGGCGUGUAAUUUUGUGUGUAUUUUUGCGCCUGAACCGGUGAACAACUAGCGGCAGAUCACGGCAUCCAGAUCUCACAACACAUCCACACCAUGGGCAAGGCAGAGUGCAUUAGCUACGAUGAGCACAAGUUGCCCUACAUCGAUCUGGGCUCGGCACAGAUCCGCAUGGAGAAGGAACCAGCGCCGGAAUGGGCACUAAAGAAGGCACAGGACGAGCUGCGGGAAGUGCCCGGCGUCAAGGAGCAGGCCAUCAAGGAUCUCAGGGAACUUAUUCAAAAUGAAAAGUACCUGAACCUGCCAUUGGAUGAUGAGUAUAUGAUGAUGUUCCUGCGUCCCACCCAUUACUAUCCAGAAAGUGCCUUGAAAAGGCUCAAGAACUUUUAUCACAUGAAACUGAAGUACGGAGUCGCUUGCGAGAACAUAAUCCCCAGCAAGUUGAGAAACGUUUUCGAGGCAAAUAUUCUGAAUUUGCUGCCCCAAAGAGAUCAACACGGCCGUCGCCUUUUGGUGCUGGAAGCUGGCAAAAAAUGGAAGCCAUCGCAAGUGCCCUUGGUGGAUCUAUUCCGUGGCAUUCAAUUGACCGUACUGGGUUCUAUGGUGGAGCCCUACUCACAAAUUUGCGGCGCAGUUGUCAUCAUCGAUAUGGAAGGGCUGCCACUUAGCCACAUUACACAAUUUACCCCGUCGUUUGCGGCCAUGUUGCUGGAUUACAUUCAAGAAUGCAUCUGCAUGCGUUUGAAAGCAGUUCACAUUGUGAAUAAUUCAUACAUAUUCAAUAUGCUCUUUGCUGUAUUCAAGCCAUUCAUUCGCGAAAAGCUGCGCAAGAGGAUAUUCUUCCAUGGCAAGGACUACAAGUCCCUGAUCUCCCAUAUUGAGGCGAAGGCUUUGCCUCCGAAAUACGGUGGUUCUGCCACAUGGGAACUGCCACCCGGCAAAGUCCUGGGCGAAUUCUUUGAGUGCUAUUCCAAGGAUUAUGAACUUGCUGACAGCUAUGGUUAUACUGAAGGGUAUAAGAUGAAGAAGUAAGAGUACAAGGAAAAGUCCAAAACUAUCCCCCCAAAUCCGCACAAUCCUCACUUCCCCCUUUCGAUUCGUAUUUUAGUCACUUAAGUUGGGUCAUUUGUGAUAUUGCAAAUAUUGUCGUACGUUAAGUAAUAGUCUCUUUGCCCUUUAAAUGUAAGGUUAAGAAAAAUAAUCACAAUAAUUAAAAUGGUCACGAUUCAAGCUGAUGAGCUAGGCAUUAAAGUUGAUACCAUAUGUACUAUAUAUUUUGUAUAAUUGUUAUUGAACUAAUAAAGAUGAAAAAAUUUUGUUAAAAUUCAAAACAAA
Molecule: messenger RNA, 1617 nt
Organism: Drosophila sechellia
Lineage: Eukaryota; Metazoa; Arthropoda; Insecta; Diptera; Drosophilidae
Product: alpha-tocopherol transfer protein-like
Exons: 8
Coding region: 379-1314 (311 amino acids)
Cellular component (GO): membrane
Molecular function (GO): phosphatidylinositol bisphosphate binding
Source: RefSeq, a predicted model, not a curated record